Messenger RNA from Ipomoea triloba (trilobed morning glory), 813 nucleotides. RefSeq lists its product as uncharacterized. Gene Ontology annotation, biological process: regulation of DNA-templated transcription. The transcript is spliced from 3 exons. Lineage: Eukaryota; Viridiplantae; Streptophyta; Magnoliopsida; Solanales; Convolvulaceae. The record is from RefSeq and is a predicted model, not a curated record. Bases 1 to 813 code for a protein of 270 amino acids.
AUGGAGGAAUAUGGGUUGGGUGAUAAUGGUUGGUUUCGUUACUUGUUUGAGUCCCGUACAUUUUGGGCAUCUCCAUACUUUCACGACGAGUUUAUGGCGGGUUUGCGAUAUGCCCAAGCAAAACUAAAUACUGAUUGUGAAGCUUGUUUUCUAGUGUUGAAGACACCAUUGGCGUUGGAGCGGCAUGCCAUGAGUGUUUACACAAUUUCUGUGUUUUAUGAUGUUCAAGAGGAGAUUUGUGCGGCUUGUUUUUCUUGUCAAGUAGUGUCUUUGAGUGAUUCUGAUGGUCACGUGUCUUACGUGAUAAAAGAUGAUCGUGGUCUUGAGAGUAUUCCUUCUUGGUAUUUGGUGCAUCGGUGGACAAAGGGUGCAUGUUUGCACCCAAUAUUUGAUAUUGAUGGUACAGUUGUUGAUCAAUCUGCGAAAGUGGAGAACGUUAGCCUGCUUACUAAUCUUAUGUGGUCUGAUAUUUAUGCUUGUGUGGGGUUGGCUGAUGGUAAUAUUGACCGUUUGUCACAGAUACGAAGCGUUAUUAAUGAGCAAAGGAAAUUAUUUCUUCAAGAUGGGAGUGAGAAUGGCAGUAGCGUGGCUGUUGGUAGCAAGCAAAGUGUGAUUAAUUCGUUUUGUGGGUCUGUGUCUAAGGCCUCUACAGUGGAAGUGCACGACCCUGUCAAAGCUAAGAACAAGGGUAGUGGUAAGCGAUUGAAGAGUGCAAGGGAGAGAGCUGCAAGCAAGUGUGCAAAGCAAUCAAGGAGAUGCCACACUUGUGAUGAAUAUGGCUAUAAUAGUAGGACAUGUCCUUUAAAUAAUUGA